This is a messenger RNA of Cercopithifilaria johnstoni, 2793 nucleotides long. Lineage: Eukaryota; Metazoa; Nematoda; Chromadorea; Rhabditida; Onchocercidae. The record is from the annotation of a GenBank genome assembly.
AUGGGGCUUACCAAACAGUAUUUGCGUUAUGCACACGACGGCACUUGUAACGUGGUAGCAUCCAGCAGUGGAACUGUUGCCGCUAUCACUGAUAAUAUUUGCGCUGUGUCAGCAUGCGAAAAUGUCAAUUUUUAUAAUAUGAAAAUAGGCGAAAAAAUUGAUGAAAUUAGAGGGUCGGACAAGUGCGUUUCAACUAUUAAAUUCAGUGGGAAUCGACGGUUCCUUGCUGUUGGAUAUGUGGAUGGAAUAGUUCGGUUGUAUGAUCGGAAAGCCGAUGAUCGAUUGAUGUAUGUCACAUUUGCUGGACACCGAACAGGUGUUAACUGUAUUGCAUUUAGUAAGGAUGGUCUGACACUAGCAACGGGCGGAAAGGAUUCAGCAGUGGUAGUUUGGGAUAUCGUAAAUGAAUCAGGUUUAUUCCGUUUGAACGGACAUAAAAAUUCGGUGACACACUUACAGUUUACAUUAAAUGGACGAUUUCUUAUUAGCAGUUCGAAAGAUACGUAUGUGAAGUUUUGGAGCUUAGAUUCGAAAAGUUGUUUCUUCACUAUAACAGAUUGCCAUUCUGAGGUUUAUACAUUUUCACUGCUCAAAAGCGAUACUUUCUUACUGGUUGGAUCAGCAGAGUUGGAACUACGAGUCUUUGAUCUUCACUGGUUCGAAAAAGAGGAGCUGGAUGAUCAAGACGGUGAAUCUACGAAGAAAUUGAAAGCCAGUGAAAACUCUGUUGAAUUUAGUGAAUAUGCACAGGCAAAUAACAUUAUGCGCUGUGUGAAAAGGGGACAUAUUUUGAGACGCUCUAAAGGACGCACUCUUCAGCUUGCCGUUAGCCGGGAUGAAAAAGUUGUUGCAUGUGUGGGUUCAUUACACUGCAUUGACAUUUUCCGGAUUUAUGAUGAUUAUGAGUCACAAAAACGCCUAACGAAGAAGCUUCGGAAGGCUCACAAAAAGUUAUCGAUUGGAAGUGAUGCCGCAGAAACGAUUUCUGAAACAGAUGUCGUAAAAGAUGUCACUAUUUUGAUCUCACGGAUAGGUGAAUUCAAACCGAAAGGAAAAGUGAAGUGGGUUGAUUUUAGCUCAGGUGCGAAACACUGCGGAGGUGACGUACGUCAAUAUCAAUUAUAUGUGCUCUACGCAACGAAUACAGUGCUGUCUGAAGCAGUCUUGAUUGAUUUCAAAUCAAAUGAAGUGCAAUUUGCUGAUUUGGCUGACUUGAGUCGGUUAGGUCAUCGUACGGAUGUUCGAUGUCUUGCAGUUGCAGAAAGUGGAUUCGGCUUUGUAUCAGGGAGCGCAGAAUCAGCUAUCGUAUGGAACUUGCAUAGUCUUAAGAUUUCACACACGUUAGAGGAUGAGCAAAUGGUCGAUAUCACCGCGUCAUUGUUUGUUACAGGCGAUAAACAUGUUAUUUUAGCGACAAAGGAAGGCAACAUAUUUCUGUUUGAAUUGGCAACUCAUGAAAUGCUUGAAAUGGUUAAAAAAGCUCACAGUGGGGCUAUUUGGCAGCUUAUUUCAACACCUGAUAAGAAGGGCUUUAUCUCCUGCGGUAAUGACAAGACGGUUCAAUACUGGAAUUACGAAUUAGUGAAUGAAGGGACGAGAAAACGUCUAUCAGUAAGAUCUUGCCGGGUAUUGGAAGUACCAGAUGAAGCGUUGUGCGUUACUGCUAGCAAUGAUUCACGUUUUCUUGCUGUGGGGCUUCUGGACAAUACGGCUUGCGUUCAUUUCAUUGAUACGUUCAAAUUUUUUGUUUCACUUUAUGGGCAUGCACUUCCUGUUACAGCUAUUCAUAUUUCACAUGAUAGCAAAUUAGUUGCUACUGGUUCAGCCGAUAAAAGCGUCAAGAUAUGGGGAAUAGAUUUUGGAGAUUGCCACAAGUCCUUUCAUGCGCAUGAUGACAUUGUGACUUGCGUUUUAUUUUCACCCAAAGAACAUCUAUUGUGGUCUGCUGGUAAAGACGGUUUGAUCAAGCAGUGGGAUGCGGUAAAGUUUGAACAGAUUCAGGUUUUAAAUCUGCAUUCGGCCGAAAUUCGAGCUCUUGCACAAACUAGUAAUGGAAAAUGUGUUAUUUCCUCAUCGCACGAUAAAUCAAUCCGAUUGUGGCAGUUGACAGAAGAAAUCAUUGUUCUUCAAGAAGAGAAAGCAAUGGAGCGAGAGAAGGAAUAUGAAAAACGUCUUAUUCAGUUGAAUGAUAUUGUACCUGGGGAAGAAAAAAUUAAUGAAGCCGAAAUAGCAGUCCAAAAAAGUAUCUCAAGCAUUAAAUCGGCUGAAGAUAUUAUUGAAGCGCUAGAUGUCGUGCGAAAUGAGAGGACAGCUAUGUUGGAAGACCCAAAGCGGGAAAAGCACCCAUUGUUACUAUACUUUCAAAGUGCAUCUCUUGACCACUUUGUACUUGAUGUGAUUCAACGAGUACCAUCCAGCCAUUUGGAAAAAAGUUUAUUAAUGGUGCCAUUCGGUUUUAUUCCUGAUAUUAUCAGGGCACUAGGUGUAUGUAUUGGAAAACAUUAUAAAGCAGAGUUGGCAUCACGUGUGCUAGUUUUUAUUGUAAGAAUUCACCACAAUCAUCUCAUAACACAGACUGCUUUGAUAACUCUAUUCGAUGAUUUAUGCCGGAAGGUUCCGCGGGAGUUGGAUGAUUUACGGGAUAUUUGUGGUUUCAAUCUGGCGGCUUUAAGACUUUUCCAAAAAGAAGUGGAAGAACAGUCGGAAGUGAAAUUCUUUGUCGAUUCUUCAGAAUCAGGCAGGAAGAGAGAGAAAAAAAAAUCAAGGAAGACUAUGAUGAAAGUUUUUGCCUAA